Molecule: messenger RNA, 747 nt
Organism: Octopus sinensis (East Asian common octopus)
Lineage: Eukaryota; Metazoa; Mollusca; Cephalopoda; Octopoda; Octopodidae
Product: histone H1-delta-like
Exons: 1
Coding region: 138-713 (191 amino acids)
Biological process (GO): negative regulation of DNA recombination; nucleosome assembly; chromosome condensation
Cellular component (GO): nucleus; nucleosome
Molecular function (GO): double-stranded DNA binding; nucleosomal DNA binding; structural constituent of chromatin
Source: RefSeq, a predicted model, not a curated record
AACGCGAGAAUUGCCAAACUUGCGUUGAUCACUUGACGUCUGUUCUUGCAUUGCAAACUUGCUAUCCGUCUUCGUAACCCGAAUUCUGGUCCUCACCGAAGCAUUUUCAUUUUUUUACAUCAAUUAACUGAUCAAUCAUGUCUGACGCCGCUGCACCCGCCGCACCCGCUCCCGCUGCUCCCAAAGCUAAGAAAGCAAAGAAGGUGAAGAAAGCUUCGAGCCAUCCUCCCUACAUUGAUAUGAUUAAGGAAGCCAUUGUGAAGAGCGGAGAAAGAAAGGGUAUCUCUCGUCAAGCGAUCGUCAAAUACAUUGGAGCCAACUACAGUGUAUCUAUCCAAGAUAAUGUUAUCCUGAAACAAAUUAAAUUGGCGAUUAAGAGAGGUGUCACCAACAAUGUUCUGAGACAGCUGAAAGGAAUUGGAGCUUCUGGUUCUUUUAAAGUUGCUCCUGGUAAAAAAGAAGAAGCUAAGAAGAAAAAGAAGAAGCCGGCGGCCGCUAAACCAAAAGCGAAGAAACCUAAGACAGCCGCUAAGAAAAGUGGCGCGAAGAAAGCCGCUAAGAAACCAGCUAAGAAGGCAGCUAAGAAAUCGGCCACGAAAGCUAAAAGUCCAAAGAAAGUUAAGAAGCCUAGUGUCAAGAAACCCGCUGUUAAGAAAACCGCCAAACCUGCCAAGAAGAAGCCUGUAAAGAAGGCCGCAGCCAAGAAGAAGUAAAUGAACUUUACAAAGAAUAUAAAAAAAAACUAUU